AUGGUGUUGCCAUUUUUAACAUCAGCUCCUGGUAAGGUGAUCAUCUUUGGUGAGCAUUCGGCUGUUUAUAAUGAACCUGCCGUUGCAGCUAGUGUAUCAGCAUUAAGAACUUACAUGCUGGUUACGCAAACAGACUCUAAUGCAGUGGAGCUAGAUUUCCCAGAUAUUGGCUUCAGCCAUGCGUGGUCUCGUCAUGAGUUUGAUCAUAUAUUGAAAGAUGAAAGGAAUACUACAAUAUUGCAAGAAGCAAGGCACAAUGUUAGAGAGUUGUCUCCAGAACUGACCAGUCUGCUUGAUUCUUUGCAUAGCGAAUUGAAGAAAUCCAUGUUUCAUCACGCAGCAUUCUGUUUUACGUAUCUCUACAUAUGUCUGUGUCCAAACGUGAAGGGAAUUAAGUUCUCCGUGAGAUCUACGUUACCUAUUGGAGCUGGUCUUGGUUCAAGCGCAUCGGUGUCUGUCAAUCUUGCAAUGGCCAUGGCAAAAUUGGGUGGCCUUAUCACUGGAACAAAAGGUCUCACAUUACAAGAUAAAAAAUUGAUAAAUGAUUGGGCUUUCAUUGGUGAAAAGUGCAUGAUGGGUACACCUUCUGGUAUAGAUAACGCCGUUUCAACGUAUGGUAAUGCUGUACUAUUCAAAAGAGAGAUCGAUGGGACCACAAAUUUUGAGUUUGUUGAGGAUUUUCCUCAAAUUCCAAUGAUUCUUACCUACACCAAGAUUCCUCGUUCUACAAAAACACUUGUUGCAAAUGUCAGAGAACUGCUAUCAAAUCAUCCAAAUUUGGUGAGACCAAUUUUAGUCGCAAUGGGUCAAUUGGCCACAAGAGGAGCAGAAAUUUUAAAUUCGCUGGACAAUGGAAAUUAUAAUGAGCUGCUUGAACUGGUGCGCGUGAACCACGGAUUACUAGUUGCAUUAGGGGUUUCACAUCCCGGUCUAGAGAUUGUCAGAGCUUUGAGUGACACAAUGGAACUUGGCUCAACAAAACUGACAGGUGCCGGUGGGGGUGGAUGUGCGUUAACAAUUUUGAACAAAGAUACAAGUGAGAAAUUAGUGACGGAAUUUAAAUCGAAGCUUGAAAAGACUCAUGAUUAUGCUACCUAUCAAACAGACUUAGGCGGAAUUGGUUGUAGUUUGUUAUUGAAUGAUUGUAUCUCUGAAGAUAAAUUGGAAUUAAUUCUAAAGAUUUUCAAUCAUAAUGAAGAUAAAGCACUAAUUGAUGAGCUAUUGUUGCCUGGUAAAUGCAGUCUAUCCUGGAUCUUCUGA
Molecule: messenger RNA, 1260 nt
Organism: Zygotorulaspora mrakii
Lineage: Eukaryota; Fungi; Ascomycota; Saccharomycetes; Saccharomycetales; Saccharomycetaceae
Gene: ERG12
Product: mevalonate kinase
Exons: 1
Coding region: 1-1260 (419 amino acids)
Biological process (GO): ergosterol biosynthetic process; isoprenoid biosynthetic process
Cellular component (GO): cytoplasm
Molecular function (GO): ATP binding; mevalonate kinase activity
Source: RefSeq, a predicted model, not a curated record